AAGAGAUCAAAACGGAAGAGAGCAGUUGUAUCGGUCUGUGUGCGUGACUUCAAUCACUUCAGUCUUAUCGAUGACUCACUGCAGCUAUUUUUAAACCAAAUGAUCGAAAGUUUGUGUGACAACUUUUCGUUCCCAAUUUAUGAUCGUCUUAUGCCGCAGUGGAUUUGUGGGUCGACAUUCUUCGCUAGAGCUGGUCCGGUAACAGUGGACUUCUUCAAGAAAGUCGCGCAUAUGAUGACGCGUCGUCAAUCUCCCGAUUCGUCGAUAAUGACUUACUUAUGUGGCGCCAAGUACUACAAAUGCUCCACUCUACCACGGUGGUUAUAUCGAACUGGCUUCGAUCAUUCGCUUAUGGAGAAUGUGUUCAUGCAUACUGGCAGACUCGUUAUGUUUUACGGUAUUAAUCUCUUUGCUUCUGUAUACCAUCCAUGGAUAUUAGGUUCACUAACUAUUAGAGUGUCGUUCGGAAAUCAGUCAGUCGCAGUAGAUAAGGUUCAGCUGGUGGGAAAGUUGAUGGGCCCUGAAUCGACAAACGGAAGGUACAGGACCAUGGUACUGAUGGCGUAG
Molecule: messenger RNA, 567 nt
Organism: Haemonchus placei
Lineage: Eukaryota; Metazoa; Nematoda; Chromadorea; Rhabditida; Trichostrongylidae
Source: the annotation of a GenBank genome assembly